UUUAAAGGGCAGAGUUGUAAAAACUCCCAGGCAGUGGGGAGUCGGAUUGCUUGACGACAGACUCCAAAAAAAUAAAUAACACAAUUACCCGAAGAACAAACAAGUAAUCCUAUUAAUGCAACCUAACUGGAAUAAUCCUUUCGACAACUGAAGCGGAAGCCCAACCCUGAGAGAAAAACACGGUCGUUUAAUGAGAUUUUCCAGCGGCUCAACAAGCGUUCCCUCGUCCGCCAGCACCGAUCGCUACUGCCUUGGAGGUUUUUACAGCACUCGACUAUAAAGACGGCACAGACGCACAGCUAUGCAGCUUGAAAUCCAAGUAGCGCUGAACUUCAUCAUUUCGUACCUGUACAACAAACUCCCACGACGACGAGUCAACAUAUUCGGCGAAGAGUUGGAGAGGCAGUUGAAGAAGAAAUACGAAGGACAUUGGUACCCAGACAAGCCAUAUAAAGGAUCCGGGUUCAGGUGCAUACACGUGGGCGAGAAAGUAGAUCCGGUCGUGGAGGAAGCAGCCAAAGAAAGCGGGUUGGACAUCGAAGACGUUCGGAACAACUUGCCUCAGGAUCUCAGCGUUUGGAUCGACCCUUUCGAGGUUUCCUACCAGAUCGGCGAGAAGGGAGCCGUCAAGGUGCUAUACGUGGACGACAACGGCGAAAACGGCUCCGAGCUGGACAAAGAAAUCAGAAACAGUUUUAACCCGGAGGCUCAGGUCUUCAUGCCAAUCACGGAUCCGGUGGGCGUGUCCUCCGAGUCGAGUUCGCCAUCACCGCCACCGUUCGGCCAAUCGGCAUCCGUCAGCCCGUCUUUCAUGCCACGAUCCAACCAGCCUUUGACGUUCACCACCGCGUCCUUCGCCGCCACCAAGUUCGGCUCCACUAAGAUGAAGAACGGCGGGCGUAACGGCGGGAAAGUCUCCCGCAACUCGCCCACCAAUCUCGGCCUGAACGUCAACAACCUAAUCAAGCAAAAAGCCAUUUCCAACUCCAUGCAUUCGCUCUAUGGAUUCGGCCUUGGAAGCUCGUCGGCUUUGUCUCCCAACGCGAAAGAGUUCGUGUUCCCGAACCUUCAAGGACAAGGGAGCUUCCCGAGCGAGAACGCCAUCAGCCCUCAGCCGUACAGCAACGCCUUCGACGUGUUCUCCGCGUACGGGAACGACAAGUCUCUCAUGGACGGCUUGAGCUUCAGUCUCGGGAACAUGCAGUAUUCCAACCAGCAAUUCCAGCCGGUCAUGGCUAACUAACUAGUGGAAGGAUUGUUGGCGAAAGGAAAACGUAAGGCAAAGACGCGCAACUGUGGAUGUGGAAGACCUCUACCGUUAGUCCGUGAUGAGCGCAUGAGCCCAAGGGUGUUUUGUUUUAUUUGAUUUGAUUUUUCUUCCUAAUCUCUUUUUAUGCCCCCUUGAGUUUGUACUGAAAGCUUGUUACACACACACAUACACACGGCUUGGUCAACACGCGUCAAUGUUUUCUUUUCCUUUUUCGCCAAUAACGCAAAAAAAAAAACAAAUUUUUUUUUACUACCUUUUGGAAGAAAAAAAUACUUUAAAACAUUGGUAAAAAAAAAAAAAAAAGAAGCAAAACCCAGAAGUUCAAGUUCUGGCCUCUUACAGUAUUUUAAAAGUUGGUUAAGACUUGGCUGAUUUUUAAGAAAUUGGCACUAAUGCAUAAAUAUAUCUGGGGUUACGUGGUCUUUUUUUCUAAUUGUAUAAUUUAAUUGAGUACAGAGUUUGUAAAAUAUCAGAGUAUAUAUAUUGUUUCUACAACACGGUAUUGCAUUUAUAUCUUUUUACUACUCCAGUGAUCUGUGAUGGCUGCAGAAGCUUUAUGUUAUAAUAUAUUUUUUUUUUUUUUUUGUCUUUCUUUUUUUAAAUUGUUAAAGAAAUUCAUCUUUAAAAAAAAAAAAAACUUCUAAAGAUCGUGUACAGAAUAUUCCUUAGUGUUGGAAUUUCAGUGUAGGAAUAUUUGCUUUUUUGAAACAAAAAGAGUUGUAUUUUCUGUUAAGAGUUAAACAGAUUUUUGCUAUAUUAUGGACAAUGUAAUCGUAUAUAUUAAUUUUGUACCUACAUUGUGCAAUACUUGAUAAAAUAUGGUAUAACAAAGUAUUUUGAGUCAGUGUCUUACAUGUCAAGAGGGACUGAAAUAGUUUAUAUUAAGUUUGUAUUAAAAUGCUUGAAAUAUGCUCGUCUUAUUUUUGUUUUUCUUUUUUUAUUUGACAUUUGCACCCUGGCCUUUUUCAAUAAAAGACAAUUUAGGCAAGAA
Molecule: messenger RNA, 2261 nt
Organism: Pimephales promelas (fathead minnow)
Lineage: Eukaryota; Metazoa; Chordata; Actinopteri; Cypriniformes; Leuciscidae
Gene: tob1b
Product: transducer of ERBB2, 1b
Biological process (GO): regulation of gene expression
Cellular component (GO): nucleus; cytoplasm
Molecular function (GO): transcription corepressor activity
Source: RefSeq, a predicted model, not a curated record